Messenger RNA from Cuscuta campestris, 3356 nucleotides. The record is from the annotation of a GenBank genome assembly. NCBI's taxonomy places the organism in Eukaryota, Viridiplantae, Streptophyta, Magnoliopsida, Solanales, Convolvulaceae.
GUAGAAGCUCCUCAUUUUGCCUCGUCACACGCGAAGGGAGUGAAUCCCUAACCUAUAAUCCCUUUAUCAUUGCCGUCUCUCUUCUGGCAGUAGGGAUAUGCCCUAGGCUCAGCGGAUGAUGAAGGCCGGAAGAAAAAUCUUGCUGCGCGAGGCUAAGAGCGUAUGUCUCUGAUUUUCAGAGGCGAAAACCUUAUUCUAGACGUAGAUGAAAUUGGUGGCGAGAUCGUAGCCCUAAAGAUCGUGCAACUUGAGAUCGUGCCUGGACGGUUACCAUAACAUUUAGGCGGGAUGUCUUUCCUGUUGCUCUUGUAAAUAGGAAGAUUUUCAGAGCAUCAUCGAUCAUCUAUUACCCCACAGAAGCAGGCCAUCAAAAUCUUGCUUCUCCACUGUCUCAGCAAAUGCUAUUUCCACUGCCUCCAUCCUCGCUUCUCCUUCCAGCCAACACCAGGUUUUGGUGAAAGGAGAAAGGCACUUCUUCAAGAUAUUGCCAUUGUAACAGGUUCCUGACUCUCUUUACCCUUUUUUCUCUUCUCCAUGGCUAUUUUCGGAACAUAGAUUAUGGCAGAGAAGGGAAGAUAGUCCUAACAAAAUUGGGGGUUUAUGUUUUGUUUCACCUUUUAAAACACAGGUGAGUAUUAUUUUAAUAGAUUUAUAUUAAAAUUUCAAUAGUAUAUUCUCUGUUGAUUUUAUUUGAUUUGGCAGGCGCAAUGAUGUAUAUUUGUUCAUCCUUGAAGGAGACAUAUUUCAAGGAAUUUUUUUAAAACUCUACCAAGGUAUCGUAUGCAUCCAGGUAUGGCAUUUUUUUGCCCCAAUAUUGUCAGGGAUCAGUUAUUUAUCCUUAAGAGUGUUGUCGUAUGCAUUCAGGUAUAGGUUAUUUCGUUUCACCAAAUGGUUCUUAUAAUCUAUUUUGUUAAUGGAGCAUCAAAAUAUGGUAUUGAAAGUUAUUAUAUCUUUUAGAAAAAUCUUAUUAGAAUUGUUAUUUGAUUUUCUAACAAAAAUUAACCCACUUAGAAAUAUAUAUGAAAUCUAUAAGAUAAAUCAACACAUAACAAAUACUGAUAGUGCAUGCAUAGAAAGAUUGAAAUAAUACAUAUACCUGCAUUUGGAUUCAUGCACAUUUGGUUCAUGCACUUGGUUCCGAUAAGCGUUGUUGAUUUUGUUAAUUUCCGCAUUUUUUUUCAAAAUUUGCUGGCAGUGUGGGUAUGUACGUAUCUAAAAAAAGCAAUAUUUGCAGUAUUGCCUAAUCUCUUUUGAUGGAACACCCUGCAAAAAGAUAAAAAAUUAAAUUAAGAAUAUGUAAUUUUUAUUGGUCAAUUGAUUUUGUAUACUACCUCCGUCCCACUCUUUUUGUCCAGUUUUGACUUUUGGAACUGUUCAUCUAAGCACUUUGACUCAUCAAAUUCUCUCAAUGUGUAAGUCUAAAAAUAGUCAUGUGUGAUCUUGUUUGAUUUGUCUUAACAUAUAGAUUAUUAAUAUAUAAUUUUUAUAAUUUUUUAUUAUACAAAUUACAAGAUAAAAUGGAUUAAAGAAGUGCAUUGGAUGGUGUGCAAAAAUGAAAGUGGACAGAAAGAGUGGGACGGAGGGAGUAAUAAAAUUUUAUAUCCUGCUAUUUUUUUUUGAAGUAAAAAACACUUUCAUUCAUCAAAUCAAAUGAGAAACAAAGUCAGGGGGGAGAAUUCAACCACUCAUUAGUCCUCUCCCCCGCCUCUCUAGCAAGAGAAUGAGCAAUACAAUUUGAGGUUCUAGGAAUGUAAAAAAACCUCAAAGAAAUAAAAGAGCUAGCGAAAGAUCUACAUUCAUCCUCAACGGCACCCAAAUACGAGAUGUUUCUACUCGAUGGAUUAUUGAGUGCUUUAAUCAACAGAGCACAAUCAGACAAAACACUAACCUCCGAGAAGCCAUGGUCUUCAAUCCAAGACAGCCUCUUUAAUCGCCAUGGUUUCCGCAAUUCGUGGCUCUAAAGGACACGUAAUGCAAGAGUUGAAAGCUCCAAUAAAAGAGUUAUCUUCACCUCUAAGGAUUGCACCGACUCCCACCCGCCGAACAUUCUCGAACACAGCUGCAUCCACCGAGCACGUAAUGCCGCUGAUUCUAGACUCCGCCAUAGGUGCCUUCAACCCCGAACAGUUUGAUGGCGUUGAGGCCAACCUGGUCCAAGCCUCGAUGAUACCCGCUGUCGGAAGCUUACUCUCCCAAUUGGCCAUGUUCCUCGCCUUCCACAGUGCCCAGAUCCCCGCCGCCACGCAGUCCAUUUCCCUUCCGACCCUACUGCAAAAGUUGAAAUCUGCCCAGUGCAGUAGCGAAUCAAAACAAAGGCCAUGGUUAUUGACAACCUUGACUCCCAGCACCCGCCACAGUCUCUGCGCAACCGGGCUGGGAUCGAUAAGCUUGGCCUCACUCUUGGACCAAGGGGGAGGAAUGUUGUGCUUGAUGAAUAUGGAACUCCAAAAGUUGUCAAUGAUGGGGUUACAAUUGCCCAAGCUAUUGAGCUUGCUGAUGCUAUGGAAAAUGCCGGUGCUGCACUCAUUAGAGAGGUAGCAAGCAAAACCAAUGAUUCUGCUGGUGAUGGGACAGCAACUGCAUCUGUGAUUGCUCGCGAAAUGAUCAAACUUGGUCUGUUGAGUGUUACAUCUGGUGCAAACCCUGUAUCCAUAAAGAAGGGCAUUCAGAAAACUGCACAUGGGUUGGUGGAAGAGCUUGAGAAUAAAGCCCGGCCAGUAAAGGGUCGAGAUGAUAUUAAAGCCAUUGCUUCAAUCUCUGCUGGAAAUGAUGAGGUCAUUGGCACCAUGAUUGCGGAUGCUAUUGAUAAAGUUGGUCCGGAUGGUGUAUUGUCAAUUGAGUCAUCUUCCUCACUUGAAACUGCAGUCCAUGUAGAAGAGGGAAUGGAGGUUUGUUAAUCAAUGCUAAUUCUCUGUCUGGGGGAUCGGUCAUAUAUAUCCAGUUAAACUCUUAACCGGAUUGUUACAUCUAGAACAGUCCGAACUUAAUUGUUAACACCAACAGUAAUCCUCGGGCAAGAUCCCAAGUUCAAAGAGCGACUGGCGCUACCCCGACAUGUUCAAUCUUGUUUCCCAGAUAACAGUUGUGACUCUCCAUUCCAAACUAGCGCCACACACUUUUAAAGUAAAGAUUCAAGCAUGCACCCAUGGCAAUAUGUUCUUCAAGGAAUCAUGGCCAGCGUUUGUUGAGAAUCACGGCCUCAAUGAGAGUCAUGUCCUGUUUUUUUAUCAUCUUGGUGGUUGUGAUUUUCUCAUCCAUAUCCUGAAAUACGUAUAAGGGUAUUUUUAUGCGUAUUUGAAGUUUGAUUUUAUGUAUUUUCUAAUAACAACUUUUUAUAUUAAAAUUUAGAAGUUUUA